Messenger RNA from Ostrea edulis (European flat oyster), 3195 nucleotides. RefSeq names its product ras-related protein Rab-11A. Lineage: Eukaryota; Metazoa; Mollusca; Bivalvia; Ostreida; Ostreidae. The coding region runs from base 259 to 909 and encodes 216 amino acids. Gene Ontology annotation, cellular component: recycling endosome. Gene Ontology annotation, biological process: exocytosis. The transcript is spliced from 6 exons. The record is from RefSeq and is a predicted model, not a curated record. Gene Ontology annotation, molecular function: GTPase activity; GTP binding.
GACGUAUAUAAAUGCGCAGAUGAAAACAAGGGGCGUCUAUUCCGCCAUAUUGAAUUACUAAGCGAAUAGAGGGGGAUAUUACAGCUUCAAUCCGACUGUUAUCCGAGGAAUCCUCUGCUGGGAUCUGCAAUUUCUGAAAUCUAUGAGCAGACUGAGGAAAUAUUAAGUGUGUUGUCGUGUGAUUUUACCAGACAAUUGUUGGUAAUAUUGUAAUUAACUUGUUGAGUCGAGUCUUCCGUUGUUUCCGGAAGUCGUAAAAUGGGGACGAAGGACGACGAAUAUGAUUACUUAUUUAAAGUUGUUCUGAUUGGUGACAGUGGUGUGGGUAAAAGUAAUCUCCUGUCCAGAUUCACCAGAAAUGAAUUUAACCUUGAAAGUAAAAGCACGAUAGGGGUGGAGUUUGCUACCAGGAGUAUACAGGUGGAUGGAAAGACAAUCAAAGCACAGAUCUGGGAUACAGCAGGGCAGGAGCGGUACCGCGCCAUCACUAGCGCAUAUUACCGGGGAGCAGUAGGGGCUCUGCUGGUGUACGACAUUGCCAAGCACCUCACGUACGAAAAUGUGGAACGCUGGCUGAAGGAGUUAAGGGACCAUGCCGACAAUAACAUAGUUAUAAUGUUAGUGGGAAACAAAAGUGAUCUACGACAUUUACGUGCAGUGCCCACGGACGAGGCACGAGCUUUCGCAGAGAAGAAUAACCUGUCUUUCAUUGAAACUUCGGCUCUGGAUUCCACUAAUGUAGAAACGGCAUUUCAGAAUAUUUUAACAGAAAUUUACAAAAUCGUCUCUCAGAAGCAGAUUCGGGAUAGCCCAGAUGAUGACAACUCCCCUAGUAACAAUGUACAAACAAUUCAUGUGGCCCCUACUGAUAACAAUGCCCCGCGACAACAAAAGUGCUGCAACGUCUGAGGGCCCACCACCAGCUAAAGAAAAUAUUGUAGACCAGCAAGAGGAGACAACUCACUUCAGCAUCAAAUAUUGUCAACAACGCCCAGAAUGAAAUAUUAUUACAUAUCAUGUACCACUGCUCUGUAGGGUUUCCACUGUGGAGGCAGAAUUAAGAAUGGUGUUGUGCUUUGAGCACCCUGUAUCUGUUUUGACUUUGUUUACCAAACUUUUAACAUUACGGUUUGUAUAUAUAUGCCCCUCCAAUAUGUCUAUAAUCAGAAGAAGGCACAGGCUAAUAUGUUUCUUUUUUCUUGCUAUGUAAUAUGUGAUCGUUCCUUAUUAUGCUUUAAAUUAUGUGCAUGCAUGUAAUUUUGAUGAUUAGAAAUGAUUGAUCCAAGUUUAUGUAGUUGCAUACAGUGGUGAAAUGGAUUUAAUCGUGAGUUUGAUUUUUCAGUUGUUUUUUUUUGUAACGGAAACCACUCGUAUGUGUUGACUUUCCAUGUAUUCACGAAAAGUUUACCUUUAUACAAAACAAGGCCAGUGGUUAUUUUUAGUAAGGAAUGUAUCGCUUUGCGUAAAGUCUGCCAAUGAAAUUGGUGGAAAUUGAAUAUUUCUCUGGAAAUAUUGCCAGCAUCACAGCGUAGAGAAAGCUGCCAUACAGUGUAUUUGUUGGUUAACCUGUAUGUUUUUGUUGACUUAUUUACAGUUAAGAAGGGAUAGUGCAAACUGAUGAUGUUUGUUGGAUUGGAAUCAGUCUGUGACCACACACUUUAGAAGUUUAGAACCAGGGAAAAAACUUUUCAUCUUGUGUCGAAAUGCUCAUCUGUCUUAAAACUCAGUAAUAUUCGUGUGUAUAUUUACACUCGUGUUUUGCAUUGUAAGUUAAAAUUUUCCAUGUUUGGUGUAAUUUCUAUUUAUAAAGAAAAUGUAUGCAAGGAUAGUUAACAAUGUAAGAGUUACUUCCCUUUUUGAGGAAUUGCCAAUCAGAAAGCUGUACGGUCAAAGACUGUUUCCAAUGAAAUGUUAUAACUUGUACAUACCUGUAAUUGUGUAUAGAUUUUUUGAGUGGACCUGUAUAUGGUAUGUUCACAAUGCUGAUGCUGAAUUGAGGCUUGUUCCCUCGUUUUUCUUUGAACAUUAAUUACACAAGACAUCAAGAAGAAGCUUUAUCCUGUCCGUCUCUUAUAGAUAUAUAAAAGGUGGACAGUUUAUUUAGCAUUGUCUGUCAGGGGUUAGAGCAACACUAUAACAUUUUGAAAUCGGGGAAAGUUUUUCUUUUUCCUUUUUGCUGUUGUCGAUACUUGAAGAAUUUUGUUAAUGAUUUUAGUUCGUCGAUCAAGUAGAGUGAGAACAAAAUCUGAAAUUGGUGCAACAUAGUACUGGUAUUUAAAGUUUCUGAGACCAGGAGAUGUGGGAAAAAAUCUGGCUUGGUCAACAGAAUUUCAUAUAAUUAAACUCUAGGAAAAUUUUCGUCAUAGCUCUGAAAUGAUUCACUAGAAGUUGUUGCACAUUUUAUAUUUUAGCUGGAAAAUGUUGAUAGAAAUGUUAUGUCAAGCAAACGGAACCUGUAGUUCAUCAAACAGCAAGAAGGAAGGGAAAACCCCUCCGAAGGUGUUAUUAAAUAUUAGAGGGAUCAUUGAGUACAUGAAUCAACGGUGGCUUCAACAAAAGUGCUAUUUCCCGAUACUGGUGUUGAGGCCGUAUUUAUUUUUCUGUUUUAUAAAUACGUAUAUAUACACGCUGUGGUAUAACGAACAAGAUAUAUCAGUUGUUACGUCCUGAUGCGACGAGGAGUUUUGUCUACUGUGGUAUUUUUCUUACUAUUAAUUUAAAAAGUGUGUCCAAGAGACAAGGCUUUUGAACAGAGAUUAACAGAAAGUUCUGUUGACUUUUGAGGGAUUGGUCAAUGGUAGAAGAUUGCUGUAAAUUAUAUAAAUAGAAAGUUGAGGGGGGGGGGGGUGUUCGAUGAUGGUGGAUGAUCUUAGUUCAUUAAAUUUAAAUCUGACACACUUUGAAAAUGAAAUGUAAUGAAAUACAAGUGAUGAAAUAAAUAUAUAUAUAACAAUUCUUGAUAUAAAUGUAUUUUUAAAAAUGUACCGACUUAUCAAACCUAAGUUAGAUUUUUAAACUCAUUCCAGUUAUUUUGUCAUAUGAAUCUUUCUUUGUCAAGAAUUCUACCGCAUGCCUUGUGUAUUGUGGCAUUUUGAGAGUGUCUGUAUGGGGAUCACUUGGCUGAAGAAUUUAUUACAUGUGUGACACGAAUGCGAGAGGAUUAUUCAAACAUUGAAAUAAACAUGUAAAAUAUGA